CCCCCGACGGUCGUACCCCGGAGCAGCUGACACUACCAGCCGCCUCACACCGCUCCAAACGCCGCGCAGGACUUGGCACCUACUCACACAUAAGCACACUUUUUUAUAAGGCUCCUCCGUGACCGGUCUCUCCACUCAACCCAUCGCCCUCACCCUCGCAGUGUGGCCGGUCCACAGGCGAAGUGAACCAAGCACAGCCAUAACAGAACGACAAAAUGCUCCCCACACUCGCCAUCGUCCUCGUGGCUCUGGUCUGCUCGAGCGUCGGCAGAGUUACCGAAAUCGACUUGCUGGACACGCUGCCCCAAAAGCACGGAUCUCUGCCGAAUGGAGUGACGGUGACCAAGGGUUUUGCUCCGGACGUUGGAUAUGCUUACAGCUUCGACGGAACCCGCGUGCCAAGCUUGGUAGCAAACCGGACGUACUUCACCCAGCUCAUGAGGGGCGUGGAUACCGGAAAUGACGUCUUCGUCAUGGCCAAUGUCAAGAUGGCCCCGAAAACUACCGGCGUGCUUUUCGGCGUGUACGCCGUGGAAGGUCACAGACAGUACUUAGACGUCGUCUUAAAUGGCAAGACAAAUAAAGUGACCGUGAACUUCCUGAGUGGUGAGGAGCAGACGUCUCUCCACCUGGGGAAGACUCCCAUCGCCGAUAACAAGUGGCACUCCAUCCUGGUGCGCGUGGCCGGCGUGCUGCACGACACCAACACCGUGGAGCUGUACGUGGACUGUGCGCUGGACGACAAGGUGAGGACGAACGCACCUGUGCUGGAGUCCCUUGGCGCCAGCUACCUGGAGACCGUCGCUGAGCUGAGAGUGGCACAGAGGGGACCUGGCAAGGGUCAGCUCAAGUUCAAGGGUACGCUGCAGAACCUGCGGCUGAUGUUCAACACGGACCUCCUGUCCGUGCUGCAGUUCCAGGACUGCCUGAUGCAGGCAGAUGAACACACACACGGCUCAAGGGGCACCGCCCAGAGAGAUGUCAUCGGAAAUGUCGUUCCUGGCACGUUUGGUGCAAGCGAGAUGAACAUGCUUGUGUCCACCAUGAGAGAGCUCACACAGGCAGUUAGACAACUCCAGAGGGAUGUCAGGACGCAGGCCCGUGAGACUGCUGGACUGAGGACUGUUAUGGAGAACUGUGAUGCCUGUGGAG
This is a messenger RNA of Branchiostoma belcheri (Belcher's lancelet), 1152 nucleotides long. RefSeq names its product thrombospondin-3-like. The record is from RefSeq and is a predicted model, not a curated record. The transcript has 10 exons. NCBI's taxonomy places the organism in Eukaryota, Metazoa, Chordata, Leptocardii, Amphioxiformes, Branchiostomatidae. The annotation marks the transcript as partial.